UAUGCCGCGAAAAAGCGAAAAAACUAAAAUAUUAGAUUUUAUUGUUGAUAAUUGUGAAAAUCAAAUUGCUGAUGUGAACGUUUACACAUUAUGGGUAAGGACUGCCAGUACUGAAGGAAAAACCGUUGCCGCAAAUAAAGAAACUGGCAGAUAUAUAGGAGUGCCGUCUUCACAAGUUCAACUUGUCCCGAUAACAUAUUCGGGUCAUUCCGGUCCCUGUCAUUGUCUACCUGGACCACCAGGGCCACCUGGGCCACCAGGACCAACCGGUUAUAACGGACAUGAUGGUAAACCUGGAAUACCCGGUUUCCCGUGUAAGAAAGGACCUCAAGGUCUCAAAGGCGAUAAGGGAGAUUCCGGUCCAAUAGGGCACAGUGGACGUCAUGGCUACGUGGGACUGCCAGGACCAAUCGGACCACCGGAUCACACAGACUAUAACUAUCACCAUAGAGAAUAUGGUCUACAUCAUCAUCAUGAUCGCGGUCCUUCACAGCCAUAUAUAAUACCCCUGCCCCCGUCCGACAUCUAUCACCAGCCUUACCCAUACCCAUAUCCUCCAUCAUAUUCAAACUAUCGUAGAUGGCCAUAUUGGAAUACAACUAGAUAUAACAUUGAUAUCGAUAACAUAAAUGACAACGAUAUUAUAAAUGAUAUUGAUAUUACUAUUUAUCGACCAACUAACACAGAUCGAUACUUUACUGAAGACUUGAAAUCAAACAAAAAUGAAGACGGUUCUACAGAUUUAAGAGAAAAUACAAACAAUUCUUUUGAGGAAGAUGGUAUAGAAGAAUGGAAGAGUGUCGAAGAUAUAUAUGAUUCUGAAGAUAGCAACAACGAGGAUAAAUACCUUAUGGGGCGAUCGAAGCACAGCCAAAUCCCAGCAGAAUUAAAUUAUAAGCAUAUAAUACGAUUAAUUAAACAACCAAAAUAA
This is a messenger RNA of Bactrocera tryoni, 931 nucleotides long. Its product is annotated as collagen alpha-1(I) chain-like. The coding region runs from base 2 to 931 and encodes 309 amino acids. The record is from RefSeq and is a predicted model, not a curated record. NCBI's taxonomy places the organism in Eukaryota, Metazoa, Arthropoda, Insecta, Diptera, Tephritidae. The transcript has 2 exons.